Molecule: messenger RNA, 3423 nt
Organism: Physella acuta
Lineage: Eukaryota; Metazoa; Mollusca; Gastropoda; Physidae
Product: mitogen-activated protein kinase kinase kinase 13-like
Biological process (GO): protein autophosphorylation
Cellular component (GO): cytoplasm
Molecular function (GO): MAP kinase kinase kinase activity; ATP binding
Source: RefSeq, a predicted model, not a curated record
AUGGAGAAAAGCAUAUCAUCAUCUGACGACUGGGAGAUCCCAUUUGAGAGCAUCACAGACCUGCAGUCUGGCAGUGGUGCUCAAGGUGCCGUGUUUCUGGGCAAGUUGUGCAACGAGGAGGUGGCCGUCAAGAAGGUCAGGGACGUCAAGGAGACAGACAUUCGCAAUCUCCGCAAGCUCAAUCACCCCAACAUUAUUUCUUUCAAGGGAGUGUGUACGCAGGCACCAUGCUACUGUAUCAUCAUGGAGUACUGUCCAUACGGUCAGCUGUACGAGGUGUUACGAGAUGGCAAGGAGAUCCCUCCCACCCUGGUCUUAGAGUGGGCCAAGCAGAUUGCCAGUGGCAUGAACUACCUACACUCUCACAAAAUUAUACAUCGGGACUUGAAGUCACCCAAUGUGCUAGUGGCUUCUAAUGACAUUGUAAAAAUCUCUGAUUUUGGCACAAGUCGUGAAUGGAAUGAGAAGAGCACAAAGAUGUCAUUUGCUGGCACAGUGGCAUGGAUGGCCCCGGAGGUCAUUCGCAGCGAAAUGUGCAGCGAGAAAGUCGACAUUUGGUCUUAUGGUGUUGUAUUAUGGGAGCUGCUGACUGCUGAAGUGCCCUAUAAGGAUGUGGACUCAUCCGCCAUCAUCUGGGGAGUGGGCAGCAACUAUCUCCAUCUGCCCGUGCCCAGCACCUGCCCAGAGGGUUUCAAGCUGCUCAUGAGGCAGUGCUGGAGCGCCAAGCCUAGGAACAGGCCAUCCUUCCGGCAGAUUUUGAUGCACCUGGAGAUUGCCUCGUCAGAACUGCUGAGUUAUUCCAGGGAGGAGUUUGCUGAUUCACAGUCUAUAUGGAGGACAGAAAUCAGAGAAAACUUCCAGAAAAUGAAGGCUGAAGGUUCAAACCUGCCACAGUUGGAGGAGGAACUGAUCAAAAGGAGGAAGGAGGAGUUACGGCAUGCGCAGGAUGUACGUGAGCACUACGAGAGAAAACUUGAGCGCGCCAACAACCUGUACAUGGAGCUGACAGCCUGCAUGCUGCAGCUGGAGAAAAGGGAAAGGGAACUCAUCAAAAGAGAGCAGCAGCUUACACUGUACAAUAAACGCAGGAAAAGCAUAGUUCGACCAAUCAUCAAAGCCCAGGAGAAAUUGGAUAGGCUCGGCAAAAAACGUAUUCAUAGAUCAGGCUCAGAGGUCACAACACCAGACUCCAUGAAAAACACAGAAGGCAGCAUGACAACAAGCUCGGAGCUGGUUCUACCCUCACCAACCAAGAUGAGGACGCGCAAGUCUCGACAUCGUCGCAAUAACAGCCGAGGCUCUAUGAAGGACAUUGCCUCCCCCAUCAAGUCCCCCUCGCGGGACCACGAAGCCAGAAAUGCUGAAGCUCUGAACCCCGCUGGCCUACACCACAUAGAGCACCCGCAGUUCCCCGGUACUUUCAAGUACCUGGGGCCGGGGACCGCCAUCAGGGAGUACAGGAGCGAGGACGAGGUGGACGGCUGUGAGAUGAGGAUCUCACACAUGGAGAACAACAUCAAAAAACGUCAGGAGCUGUGUAGCAGGACCUCCAGCGCCAACAACAGCACCAAGAGGUCUCCCAUCUCCAGGCGAUCACCGCUAUUCAAAGACAAUAACAUCAACGACGUUUGCUUUGGCUGUGACGGCGGGUGUAGUGACGCCACGUGCAGCAGCAAAAGGUCGUCCCAGGUCAGCGCCGAUGUUGAGAGCACCUGUGAUUUAUCUCCCCUGUCUAGCCCCAAACACCAACCGCUUGAAACAAUGAGCGAGAAAUCAUCUCCGGAUGUUGACUCGUCUCGCCAUGAAACUGGCUCAGGGUCAUGUUCAUGCUCGCCCAUGGCAUCCCCCGCUGACCUUCAACCCCAGACGUACACAGUCCGAGAAAAAGACUCGAAUGAAAAUUUAAAUUUCCCGGAGAGCAGCACGAACUCUGUUAGCUCACAGCUUAACUCGGGCGUCAUCCAAACGACGACGUCACACACCGACUGUGACACCAUCAACACCAGUCUCACACAACAGACUCUCACAAACUCCACCAACCACCAUCUUGUACUUAUGACCUCGCAGGGGUCGGGGGUCAAACGGGUGCACAGCAGCCAGGAUAUGAGCAGGAGACACAGGAGCCCGUCCUGCCGGAGGAGAAGCUCUGACAUCUUUGAGAACUCUCCCAGGUGUCAGGACAGGUACGAGGACAGCCAGGCGGGGACGGAGAGAGCUGGACAAAAUGUGGACGGUGUCCUGCAGAAAAGGGAGGCAAACAACUCCUCUGUUAGAUUCAGAAACACCAAGCACUCUGAAGAAUCCUGGUCUGAGGAAGAGGAAGGGGAGGUGAGUGAUGACUAGACACCUUGUCGUCCCCCCUGCCGCCAGUCCUUCUCCACCCUGAGCUCUGAAGGUGUCUUCUCAGAGGAGGACAUCAGUGACAGGUCAGGCAACCAAGAUGGCAGUGGUGACAACGGUCUGCUGUCCACUGGCAGUGCAGAAAACCUGCAGGCGGAGCUGACCAAACUGACCUACAUACCAGAUGGUCUGUCGGACAGGGAGAAAACUGUCAAGAAAAUGAAAAACAAAGUGAACUCCCCUGAUAGGAUGAAAUCUGAGACGGACACAAGUUCGGACGAGUGUUCCGAUAUAACAGUGUCAUCAGCUAUACACAAAACUAGGUCUGUAGAGAGUAGCACCCACUGGUAGCCAGCCUCCUUCUAUGUUCUUCAGUCAUCUUCUCAAAGUCAUCUUCUCAAAGUCAUCUUGAUGUCACUAGCUUCACAUCAUCAGUCAUCCAACAUGAACCAUCAGUCACUCAACACUGAGUGAGUCAUUCAUCUUCGCCUUGUGUAGAAGCAAGACAAAUUUGUUCUACCAUUUACCUCAGAUAGACUAGGAUCAGGGCCAGACAGGACAGGGCUUUCUGGUAGCUUUUACAUGAAAGGCAGUGCUAGUCAGUUGCUGACCACACAAACUUGGGUGGGCAAGGACACAGUGAGUCAAUGGUUGACACAGAGAACGGACACAUUGUGGACACAUGUCAGUCCCUAACUGACAUAGGACACACGUUUAGUCACUAGCUAACAUAUUUAGGACACAACUAGUUAGUUAUGAAAUAAUGGAUGAACAAAUGUCUACAAUUAUUUCAAAAUGUGUUCUGGGAUUGUUGUGAUUUUGCCAAUGUGUUGGUCAGCAGAAGACUCGUGGUUGAGUUGUAUUAUUUGCUGCAGGACAAAGCCACUGACCAGUUGACCAACUGUGUGAGUGACCUGUCUAAAAUACUUUACAAACAUUUGGUAAUGUGUCAGAUUCUCAGUGGAUAUAGGAGAAGCUAAGUUGGACAUUUGGAGCUAAACUUUUUCUGUGUUAUUCUUCACUCUAAGGAUAUGAACUUUGACCUGUUGAUGCUGUGUAGUUCUCUACUUCCUGGGGUUUAAA